Molecule: messenger RNA, 2388 nt
Organism: Pteropus alecto (black flying fox)
Lineage: Eukaryota; Metazoa; Chordata; Mammalia; Chiroptera; Pteropodidae
Gene: SLC9A4
Product: solute carrier family 9 member A4
Exons: 12
Coding region: 1-2388 (795 amino acids)
Biological process (GO): sodium ion transport; proton transmembrane transport; regulation of pH
Cellular component (GO): membrane
Molecular function (GO): sodium:proton antiporter activity
Source: RefSeq, a predicted model, not a curated record
AUGGGUUCUCAGGUGCCUUUUCGUGUUUGGAAUUGGUGGCUCUUGCUAGUGGCCCUCAAGUGUUCUGAAGCUACCUCUGAUUUGAAUGAAUCCACUAAUGCCACUGCUCACCAUGAACAUAAUGUCCGAUUUGCUGCUGCCAGCUCAGAGCCAGAUGAGGAGAUAUCUGUUUUUGCACUGGAUUAUGACUACGUGCAAAUUCCUUAUGAGGUCACCCUCUGGAUACUUCUAGCAUCCCUCGCAAAAAUAGGCUUCCGCCUUUACCACCGACUGCCGGGCCUCGUGCCGGAGAGCUGCCUCCUCAUCAUUGUUGGGGUUCUGGUGGGCGCCAUCAUUUUUGGCACCGACCACAAAUCGCCUCCAGUCAUGGAUUCGAGCAUCUACUUCCUGUAUCUCCUUCCACCCAUCGUCCUGGAAGGUGGUUACUUCAUGCCCACCCGGCCUUUCUUUGAGAACAUUGGCUCCAUCCUCUGGUGGGCAGGCUUGGGGGCCCUGACCAACGCCUUCGGCAUUGGCCUUUCCCUCUACCUCAUCUGCCAGAUCGAGGCCUUUGGCCUCAGAGAUGUCACCCUGCUUCAGAACCUGGUUUUCGGCAGCAUGAUCUCCGCGGUGGACCCGGUGGCUGUCCUGGCUGUGUUCGAGGAGGCACGUGUGAAUGAGCAGCUGUAUAUGAUGAUCUUCGGGGAGGCCCUGCUCAAUGACGGCAUUACCGUGGUCUUAUACAACAUAUUAAUUGCCUUCACAAAGAUGCAUAAAUUUGAAGCCAUAGAACCUGUCGACAUUUUGGCUGGAUGUUCUCGAUUCAUUAUUGUGGGGGUUGGGGGAACAUUCUUCGGCAUUAUUUUUGGAUUCAUUUCUGCGUUUACCACACGUUUCACUCAGAAUAUCUCUGCAAUUGAACCGCUGAUCGUCUUCAUGUUCAGCUAUUUGUCUUACUUAGCUGCUGAGACACUCUAUCUGUCUGGCAUCCUGGCAAUCACUGCUUGUGCGAUGACUAUGAAUAAGUAUGUGGAAGAAAACGUAUCUCAAAAAUCCUACACAACCAUCAAGUAUUUCAUGAAGAUGCUGAGCAGUGUCAGCGAGACCCUGAUCUUCAUCUUCAUGGGCGUGUCCACCGUUGGGAAGAACCAUGAGUGGAACUGGGCCUUUGUCUGCUUCACCCUGGCCUUCUGCCAGAUCUGGCGAGCCAUCAGUGUAUUUGUUCUCUUCUAUGUCAGUAACCAGUUUCGGACUUUUCCUUUCUCCAUCAAGGACCAGUUCAUCAUUUUCUACAGUGGUGUUCGAGGAGCUGGAAGUUUUUCACUUGCGUUUUUGCUUCCUCUGUCUCUUUUUCCUAGGAAGAAAAUGUUUGUUACUGCUACUCUAAUAAUUAUAUACUUUACUGUAUUUAUUCAGGGAAUCACAAUUGGCCCUCUGGUCAGGUACCUGGAUGUUAAAAAGACCAAUAAAAAAGAAUCCAUCAACGAAGAGCUUCAUAUCCGUCUGAUGGAUCAUUUGAAGGCUGGAGUUGAAGAUGUGUGUGGGCACUGGAACCACUACCAAGUGAGAGACAAGUUUAAGAAGUUUGAUCAUAAAUAUUUACGGAAAAUCCUAAUCCGAAAGAACCUGCCCAAAUCAAGCAUCGUUUCUUUGUACAAGAAGCUGGAAAUGAAACAGGCUAUUGAGAUGGUGGAGACUGGGAUACUAAGUUCCACAGCCUUUUCCAUAUCUCAACAGGCCCACAGGAUACAAGAGAUCAAAAGGCUUUCCCCUGAAGAUGUGGAGUCUAUGAGAGACAUUCUGACACGCAACAUGUACCAAGUUCGACGAAGGACACUGUCCUACAACAAAUACAACCUCAAACCCCAAACAAGCGAGAAGCAAGCUAAAGAGAUCCUGAGCCGCCGCCAGAACGCCUUGCGGGAGAGCAUGAGGAAAGGCCAGAGCCUGCCAUGGGGAAGGCCGGCUGGUACCAAAAACAUCCGCUACCUCUCCUUUCCUUGUAACAAUUCUCUGCCAGUGAGAAGAGACACCAGGGCUGCUGAAUUCACAGAUAACGACAGCAAUGAUUCAGAACUCUCCUUGAUCAUGUUCAACGCACACUCUCGAACGAGGUCGUUUCAAGAAAGACAACUGACACAAGAAAUAAUCCCAAUGAAGAAUUUAAACAGAGGACGGAAGCCAUCCAGCUUUGACUAUCAAAGAAAAACAAGCCAAGAAGAGCGUAUUGGAGGGAGCCGAAGGGUUGCUCUAAGGCCCAAACCUCUAUUUCAUGUAGUAGAUGAGGAGUGUGAAUCUGAAGGGGAGAGCGGGGAAGAGGCCUCAGCGAAUGGGUCCGGAUGGUCCACUGAGCACAGACACAGAAGGGACUACCAUAGGUCCCACAGUCCUUUGCUCCAAAAAAAAUAG